Messenger RNA from Penicillium maclennaniae, 660 nucleotides. RefSeq lists its product as uncharacterized. Lineage: Eukaryota; Fungi; Ascomycota; Eurotiomycetes; Eurotiales; Aspergillaceae. The transcript is spliced from 4 exons. The record is from RefSeq and is a predicted model, not a curated record. The coding region runs from base 1 to 660 and encodes 219 amino acids.
AUGCCUCAAUUUCGAAAUCUAUUGAAUCGGAAGAACCAGGCCAAUGGUGGGGAUGCCGAUGGGUUCGAUGAGAAUCAUCUGUCGCCCACGCCCGCCCUAUCGAGAUUCGUCGCAGUUGCGAUGGUGAACCGAACGAUCGUCAAUGACAGCGGUGUCUACCUUCCGCCCUCGCCGCCCGAGAAGCAGAGUUUCUGGCACCGGUACCCAGGGUCUACACGCUCAUCGAACCAUCGUGACCUUGUCGACGAAAACGAGCCCUUCUCUAUAUCGCGUGAAUCGUUCGACUCUUAUCGCCGCUCAUUUGAUAUUUGCGCCCUUUCACCCGUCGCAUACGCCGACGCCGUCCCUUCCCGAACAUCUCUCGACUCCCGCUUCUCCCGCUCGCCCGGCAUGUCUUCAGGUCGGUUUGAGAAGCCCGACCCUAUGGAGGAGGAGAAAUUCGAAGAAGUCGGGCUCAACGACGAGGCGAAACCCAAGAAGAAGGGCAUCUUCGCACGAUUUGGUGAUAACAGCGAUACAUCGCAAUCCGGUACUAAGUCUACCUCCUUUGGAUUCCACAUUCCCGGCAGGAAGCGUGGGCAGAGCGGCGGGGCUUCAGAGUUAUGCGCCAUGAAGGGUCCAACGCCUACAGUGGCCGAGAGAGGGAAUGAGCUUUCAUGA